AUGUCAGCUGGAGAUUCUACCAAUUUGGAUGACAGGAGUGCUCCUGAAAUGGUCAUUCAGCCCUGCAAAUGUCAAUCUGAAGUUUCCUCGGGUCUCUGGGGACCUCAUGUCUAUCUCGUUCGGUUAGAGAUCUCGCAAAUACUGUUGCAUCGACUGGAACCUAUAUAUGUCAUGAUUGCUGGGAUUACCAUCAAGAAAGAGGAAGAAGAAGAAGAUGAAGGAGAAGGAGUGACGAGUUAUACCUCAAAUGGUGAGACUAUUCAAUCUGGACAUCACGACUUUGUCUUCUAG
Molecule: messenger RNA, 291 nt
Organism: Kwoniella shivajii
Lineage: Eukaryota; Fungi; Basidiomycota; Tremellomycetes; Tremellales; Cryptococcaceae
Exons: 2
Coding region: 1-291 (96 amino acids)
Source: RefSeq, a predicted model, not a curated record